GCGUUGAACAUUAGGCGGCCCAGGGUUGUGUGGGCGCGCCGGGGAGCUAUGUGGUGACAUACGGGAUGUAUGCUGGAUGAUGAGAACUCGCUGAUGUUACAUAUUAAGCUGAGGUGGAACCGCAUUCUGCUGUUGGUUGUGCCGAAGCAAAGACCGGUCAUCAUAAUUGCACAUCAGGUUACCGGUGAGAAAUCUGUGGUUGGGGGCAGCAUUUAUGAGGUUCUCCUAACGGAUUACCUAAGGUGCCUACCGUCAGAGGUAAGGACCAAGCUGGUUGACGAAGUCUAUGUUGAACAGCACACCAUCGCCUCUUUUAGCAAGAAAGCUUUGGACAUCGAGGCAAAGCUAGGAUCUGCGCAUCAGGCCCCCAACGAUGGUAGGAAGAGACUGCCCCAAGAUUGGAAGAAAAAGGGUCGGUUAAUGUUCGUUGACCACGAUGGCCAAACGACGGAGAUUGACGACUACUCAGAUCUUGGGGAGUUAACAGAGCACGGUGGGGGUAGUGAGACUUCAGAUGGUGGAGUCGUGGCACCCAUGAAGGAAAAGGCUAGGGGGACGGGGAAGAAGAAGGUAGGACGGUCCACGAGUCAGGGCGACCUAGGAACACCCGCAUGGUUGAAAAUUGGUUUAGACUACGAGGGAUGCCGGUACUUCACCAAGAUAGAUUUGAAGUCCGGAGACCAUCAGGUUGCUGUUAGACCUGAGGAUCAGCACAAAACCGCAUUUCAGACUAGUUACGGUCUGUACGAGUUUGUGGUGAUGCCUUUUGGCCUAUGCAAUGCGCCUGGUACGUUCCAACAAGCAAUGAAUAGGAUUUUUCAUGACUACCUGGACAAGUUUAUCGUCGUGUACCUCGGCGAUAUUCUCAUCUUUAGUAGGACUGUAGAGGAGCACGCUGAGCAGUUGAAAACAGUGCUAGGUCUUCUAAGACAGCACCAGUACAAAAUCAACUUGGAUAAAUGCGAGUUUGGUCGCACCAAGAUCCUCUACUUGGGUCAUGAAAUUUCAGCAGAUGGAUUGAGGCCGGAAGAUGCGAAGGUGGCCAGCAUACGUGACUGACCCAGACCUCAGACGGUUACUGAGGUCAGAUCGUUUUUGGGGAUGACGGGCUAUUAUCGUCCGUUUGUGAAGAAGUAUAGUACUAUAGCUUCCCCAUUA
Chara braunii is the source of this 1158-nucleotide messenger RNA. The record is from the annotation of a GenBank genome assembly. Lineage: Eukaryota; Viridiplantae; Streptophyta; Charophyceae; Charales; Characeae.